This is a messenger RNA of Rhizophagus irregularis DAOM 181602=DAOM 197198, 2140 nucleotides long. RefSeq lists its product as uncharacterized. The record is from RefSeq and is a predicted model, not a curated record. Lineage: Eukaryota; Fungi; Glomeromycota; Glomeromycetes; Glomerales; Glomeraceae. Gene Ontology annotation, molecular function: GTP binding; GTPase activity.
GGAAAUGGGAAAUGGUUAUUGUUAACAAUUAAUGGAAUUUAUGGAAUUUAUUUGAUUGUUGGAGAAUAGUGGUUUUUCUGCAAACGCUCUUUUUUCACAAAUUGUUAAACUAUAAAUUGUAAAUAUUGUAUAUAUUGUAUCUAUUUUUUUUAUACUUUUAUUAUAAACAUGGAAUGUGAAAAUGUAUUUGGAGAAGGAAUUCCAUUUCGCGAGGGAAUCCCGAUUCAACUUUUAAAUUACGUCGAAAAUGAAAAAGAUCGUAAUGAAUUCGGAGAAAUUAUUUUCAAUGAAGAAGCUUUAGAUAUCAUUAGAGGAAUUGAUGGACCCGUUGCAAUUAUUUCCGUCGUUGGAUCGUAUCGUAGAGGGAAAUCAUGGUUCGCCAAUGUGUUACACGGUAGACAUGAUGGAUUUAUGUUGGGUUCAACAGUCGAUAGGUGUACACAAGGAAUCUAUAUGUGGAGUAAACCAUUUGAUUAUCAAGGAAAAAGAAUGAUUGUAUUAGAUUGUGAAGGAAUUGAUGACCCAAAACAAAAUCAACAAUGGGCAACUAAAUUAUUUGUAUUAUGUUUAGCAAUUUCGUCAACGUUUAUUUAUAAUUUAAAUGGUGUUGUUGGUAAAGAUGAUAUAGGAAAAUUAUUUUUGAUGACUGAUUUAACAAAAUUUAUUGUGCCCCCUCCAGAUUAUAAGUUUUUACCUAAAUUGGUCGUACUAUUACGAGACUUCAUGUUAAAAAAUCCUGAUGAUUUUAAGGAUUACUUUUUAGACAGAUUAAACUCUGUGAAUGAACAAGCUACUGAAGGAGUUAAGAAAUAUUUCUCGGAUUUCGAUGUGUUUGGGAUUCCGAUCCCGAUGGCAGAUCGGAAUCAAUUGCAAAUAUUGGAUAAAUUACCGACAGCAAGUUUACAACCAGAAUUUGUUACUGAAGUGACUCAUGCAGUUAACAACGUUUUAUCUACAUCAACACCAAAAUAUAUUGGAUCCUGCACUAUGACAGGAGUAUCAUUUACAAAAUUUCUUCAGGAUUGCGUCGAAAAAUUAAACGAUACUUCAAUUAUGCAAUUAUCAAUCCCAAGUGAAUAUGAUUCUGUUGUUGAAUACGUUGCACAAAGAUCUAUUAAGGAGUGUGUCCAGAUGUAUACUUUAAAUAUGAAUAAGAAAUUAAAUAAGGAUAAAGAAAGAAGUGAUGAUAGCUUACAUGUUGAUGUAUUUAAUUGGAAAGCUUUUAACGAAAUUCAUAUGGAAAUUUUUAGUCAAGUUGAAAAAGAAUUUUUCAAGAGAAUUAUAGGAGAUAGUAUACAGAUAAGGCAGUAUGAAAAUGAAUUAAAUAACUCGAUUAAUGAGCAAUUUGAAAAAUUUCGCAAAUCAAAUUCUGAAGCUUUAUAUGAAUAUAACAUGGAAUUAGCUAAAAAAUUGUGGGAAAAUAAUGUGAAAGUACGUCUCUCUGCUGAAAAUUUCUUUAAAGAUCAAGAAGAAUUUGAUGAUGCGAUUGCAAUUUUUGAGAGAGAAGUGAUAGAUACUCUAAUUGAGGAUUGCCCUGAAACAGAAAGGGUGAUGGCAAAGAUUAAGUCCGACGAGUAUCAAGAUGCAAUCGCAACGUUAAAAUCAAUUGGAAUUCUCAAAAAUGAAUUGGCCGAACAGAUCAAAUCAGUGCAAGAAUCUGAACAAAAAUACUUGGAAUUUUCCGCAAAUGAAAAAGAAACGAAAUUUAAAAUGGAAAAAAUGCAAGUAGAGCACGAGGAAAUAAAAAGACAUCUUUUAAACAAAAUCAGAGAGAAAGAUGAAAAUACUGAAAAACAAAAAAUUACAAAUAUUGAUGUAUUAGAACGAGCUAAUUAUGACCGUGAAGUAGCAUUAGCUUUACUCAAUAGCGAAAAAGAAAAGGAGAUUGAAUCAUUGAAAGAUGAGCUUAAAAAAAUCAAACAAAAAAAGGAAGUUUGGGUACAAAUCAUUCAAUCCUUUAUUCCUUUACUUCAUACGGGAUUAAAAUUUGCAGCUUCUAUUUAUUUGGGUAAAAUUUUUCAUUAAUAUUAAUGAUUACAUUAUUAUCUGGCGACCAAAAUUAUGCAGAUCAUCACAUGUUGAUGUAAUAUAAGAAACAUAUAAUUUUGUACUAAUAAUAAAAUAACAAUAAAUAAACUUU